AGACAGUCGAAUCAGUUGCAGGACUUACAGGGUAGAAAGACCAAACAUAAAGAUUGAAUACGCCUUCAACACGUACUAAUGGCCACUGCAGGUGCAGUCAGCACCAUUUCUGACGAUGAACGACGAUGGGUGAUCGUUGGUAUAUGUCUAAACAAAGUUCUCACUCCAGCAUUGAGAGAAGUUCUUGGAAAUGAAAUACCAAUGUGGUACCAAAGGCUACUCCCACCUCCUCACGAGAUCGAUAAACAGAUAUUCGGAAGACAUAAGAAGAAUUUGGCACCUUCUACAUUGAAAUUAAAUUAUGAAAGCAUCAACAACAAUCACACAAAUCACAAGUCGUUUGUUAGUAAAUAUGAUUAUGCUGUUAAAGAUGCAGUAUCUCUAGCAAAGUUGUUUGUGAAACCAUUCAUGGCUAACUUUAGUGGUUUUGAUGACACUAUGGAUACGUCUGCAGCUUUGUCACUCGUCGCUGAGGCUCAACCUUUUCACGCUUCUGGGGCUGGGGGUACGGCGAAAAAAAUAAGAUCAGACAUCAGAAAUGAGUGGGCACAUUGUGAUUUUGCACACUGGACAGACGUCGUUUACCAAGCAGCUCUAAAAGAUAUGGAGACAUUAAUAAAUCAACUCAACCUCACACAUGAAGAGCAAAAGAAAACGCUUGACGACCUGGAUGGAUGGAAAAAGAAAGGUUUGGAGCUGUGUUUUGGUCAGCCUGUUGAUUCUGAACUCCUAAAACUUGUGAAAACAGAAGUUGCUGAACUACGUGACUCUAUGAAAGAUUGGAAAAGGGAUGCAGAGUUUGAGCAGAGUAAACUUUUAAAUGCGCUGGAGGAUAUCGAGAAAUCUUUCACGCAGGAAAUCCACAAGUUGAAAAAAGAUGUGGAGCAAUUGAAAGUAGGACAGCUCGUAUUGUACGACAGUUUCUCACGAAAACACGAAGAACCGCCAUGUCUUUUCAUGGCACCUAAACAAAGUGUGUGGUUUAGUGGUCGAGAAUCUGAACUGACUUCUCUUCGAGACAUAUUAGACAACGAAAGCGGAAGUAUCGACGAAAAAGUAACCGUGAUAGCCGUAUCUGGCCUGGGAGGUAGCGGAAAAACAAGCCUUGCAGGAGAGUAUAUAUAUAAAUGGAGGGACUAUUACAAAGGAGGGGUGUUUUGGAUUUCCGGACAAGAUGAUGUCAAGUUAAAAGCAUCAUUUGAUGACAUAGCAGCGCAGUUCAACACCCUGGACAGCGACUCCGUUGAUGCUACAUUGUCCAAAACCUUGGCAGUGUUUUCGCGAAUUUCAAGAUCUUGGCUGAUGAUCAUUGAUGAUAUGGAUGGGCCUAGUCUUUCACAAAACGUACUCAAGCUGAUAUCUGGAUCUUGGCAAGCAAACAUCAAUGGGUUUGGCCAUAUCAUCAUAACAACACGGAGAACACCGCGAGAGUUAAAUGAAGAUAUUUCAGGUUUUAAAGAAUCAAGGUGUCUCCAACUUGAUAGUUUUGGGUGCGACGAAGCGAAGAAUUUUGUGUUCAAAAGGACUGGGAUUAGUCGCGAUGAACAAGCAGACAACACCGCAGAUCUUCUAUAUCAAAAUCUUGGUGGUUUACCAUUGGCUUUAGAGCAAGCUUGUGCUUAUAUCGUUUCACUUAGGUGCACCUUGCCUGACUAUUUAGAAGCCUACGAGAAGCAAUCUCUGCAACUUCUCAGCAAGAAAACGGCAAGCACUCCUUUUGGAACAUCGCCAGAACGAUUAGCUGUCCAUACGACAUGGAUUCUUAACUUUGAACAUAUUCGAAAGGAUCCAAACGGGAUUUUCGCCAUCCGUUUUUUGAACGCUUCUGCGUUUUUUGAUCGUAACGAAAUUCAAAAAGACCUCAUUAACGUUGGCGAACCUCGGGUUGACGACAAAGCAUAUUGUGAUCACGUGAGCUCUUCUUUAGGGCCACUUGAAGUCCUAAAACUCUUGACUGACUUUUCUUUCUUUAAAAAAACUCACGACUCUUCACUCACUGUUCAUCGCUUAGUCCAAGAGGUCAUUCGAGAAAGUUUGACUUUGGACGCUAAAGUUGAGAGCAUUGUUGACGCAGCCCGAGUGCUGCGUUUUGCCUUCUUAAAGUGCCCAUCUCCAGACAGCAUAUCAGAAAGCGUAUUAACUGAAAAAGGCGAUCGGUCUUCGCUUCAUUCAAUUGAUUCUUCCUGUUUCUAUAAGUGGCAUAAGUUGUGUUUACAUGCGUACGAAAUUAAAAGUAAUCUCGAACUUCUUCUAAAAGACGUCUCGAAUGUUAGAGGGAAAACGGUUUUUCUCCCAGAGGUAGCGAGAGCUGUUUACGAAUGUGCUUUGCAUUUGAAUGUGAAUAACUCAAGUAGUCAGGCAAAAGCUGCUGGUGAUUUUGCUAAUCGGAUUCUUGACUGGAAUCGCAAUGAGAUCAGGAAGCAGGAUUUGAAAGUAGUAUUUCCACAUAGGUUCCCCCUGUUAGAGCCUCUUCGCAGACGCAUACAAUAUUCUUGUAAGGCACCCCCUGAGAAAGACGACCUCAGUAUUCCAAACACCUCAGCUAACGAUUUCACGAAUUCUGAAAUUAAAACCCUGCGUUUAAAAGGUAAUUAUUUAUUCAAGAAAAGCAAUUUCGAAGAGGCUAUAAAGUUAUACUCUUUAUGUAUUGACAAAAGCAAAGAAAUAAAUUCCUUCGACCCUAGGUUAUUUAGUAAUCGUGCUUCUGCCUAUCUUAGAUUAAAGCAAUAUGAAAAUGCCCUAAGCGAUGCGGAGGAAUACAUUAAGCAUUCUCCUGAUUGUUGGAAAGGUCACGCUAGACAAGCCUUGGCUCUCUUCGGGUUGGGUCAAAAGUGGGAUGCAAUGUGUGCAGCAGCUGUAGCGUUUUAUCAUGAUCGCAACAUAUUCGACGAAUAUAAGCCAUUUAAAAUUUCAUUUCCUAAAUUGAAAGAAUUCAUUCAUAUUCGUAAUGAGGCCUCGGCAUUAGCUUCUGCGUGUUUUCACUUGCCACGUGGGGGUUAUUCAGGCAUGCCUGAGAAAAUUAUUGUUCUCGAGUCUGGAGAGUAUUCUCUUUCUUUAAAAUUGCAUUUAGAUAAUAUCAUUCUUGUUGGCGUUGGAGGUAAUGUUCAAAUAUCAUUUCUGGAUAGAUUUGGGUUGUCUAAUUCUGGUAACUUUAUGGCCGUUAACAUUUCCUUUAUAUUUAAAUAUGGAAGCUGGGUAACUAAACCCAACUCGUUAGUUAGGGUUUGUAAUUGCUCUAUUACUAGUGAAAACGAUCAUUGUGCUUUUGUGUCAUCAGGUGAUCUUUUUGUCAAAAAAUCUUGCUUUUCUAAUUGCCAAAAUGACGCUUUGCGUGUUAUUCAUGGAAGAGCCCGGAUUGUGGAUUCUGUAUUCUCAGCAAAUAAUUCUGAUGGAUUGAAGGUUAACGGUGAAAAGGGAAGUACGUAUACGACGCUUGAGAGCUGCAAACUUUACGGAAACGAAAUUGGUGUGAAUGUUGAUUUUGGUACGUGUGAUGUCAAUGGAUGUCAAAUGUAUGACAACAAGAAAUUCGGUGUGGCUGUGGGGAAAGGCGGGAAACUAACGCUAACGCGAAAUGAAAUAUUCCACAAUGAUCGGGAUGGAGUUUACCUUGAAAAAUCAUCAGCAAAGAUUGAGGAAAAUGAAAUCUUUCAGAACGGUUGGUUUGGAAUUUCAAUUAUAGCGCGAAACGACGAGUCAUCGUAUGUUGUUUCUGACAAUAAAAUCAGCCGAAACAAAUGUGGUGGCAUUCAUGCUACACCUACAUCAAAGUUACAACCGCCGUCGGUUAUCAAAUCUAAUUGGAUAUCUGGUAACGAAGGGCCAGGCAUUGACCAAACGAAGUCAUAUCCUGAUUCAAUAAAUAGUCCACCGUCCACGCUCCCAAAUGACGAAAACUUGCAAGAAGCAAAAUGUGCCGAUAACAUACUUAAAAACAAUAUUGAAGAUGGAGAACCACCACCCUUACAGGUUCUUCCUCACGUUUGUUCGUUCUGUCAUAAAAAUGAUAAAUUGAAGAAAUGUACGAGAUGCUAUAUUUCUGGAUACUGCAAUCCAAAAUGCCAGAGAGGUGAUUGGGAGCAUCAUAAGAAAAAUUGCGCUAAAGUUUUAGAUAAAUACACCGUUUUAGUGAAAGUCCUCCCAUUGUCAAUCUGUUUAAUCGGGGACAAGGGAGUUUUGCCGGAUUUCAGUGAAAUGAAAGCUCCAUACGAUUGGCUGGAACCAAGUGGUCCAGAAUACGAAAGGGCACCGGAGUUUGGUAAACGUUUCAUUGUUAAAGUGCAAGCCUGCGAUAGUUGGAGGAAAUCGAAUGAAGGAGGUUUGGAGCUGUGUUUUGGUCAGCCUGUUGAUUCUGAACUCCUAAAACUUGUGAAAGCAGAAGUUGCUGAACUACGAGACUCUUCGAAAGAUUGGAGAAAGGAUGCAGAGUUUGAGCAGAGUAAACUUUUAAAUGCGCUGGAGGAUAUCGAGAAAUCUUUCACGCAGGAAAUCCACAAGUUGAAAAAAGAUGUUGAGCAAUUGAAAGUAGGACAGCUCGUAUUGUACGACAGUUUCUCACGAAAACACGAAGAGCCGCCAUGUCUUUUCAUGGCACCCAAACAAAGUGUGUGGUUUAGUGGUCGAGAAUCUGAACUGACUUCUCUUCGAGAUAUAUUAGACAACGAAAGCGAAAGUAUUGACGAAAAAGUAACCGUGGUAGCCAUAUCUGGCCUGGGAGGUAGCGGGAAAACAAGCCUUGCAGGAGAAUAUAUAUAUAAAUGGAGGGAUUAUUACAAAGGAGGGAUGUUUUGGAUUUCCGGAGAAGAUGAUGUCAAGUUAAAAGCAUCUUUUGAUGACAUAGCAGCGCAGUUCAACACCCUAGAUAACGACUCCCUCGAUGCUACACUGUCCAAAACCUUGGCGGUAUUUUCGCGCAUUUCACGACCAUGGCUGAUGGUCAUUGAUGAUAUGGAUGGGCCUAGUCUUUCGCAAAAUUUACGCAAGUUGAUAUCAGGAUCGUGGCAAUCAAACACCAAAGGGCUCGGCCGUAUCAUCAUAACAACACGGAGAACGCCGCGAGAAUUAAAUCAAGAUAUAUCUGGAUUCAGAGAAUCGAGUUGUCUCAAACUUGAUAGUUUUGGGUGCGAGGAUGCGAAGAAUUUCGUGUUCAAAAGAACUGGGAUUAGUCGCGAUGAGAUGGCAGACGAGAACGCCGACAUUCUAUAUAAAAACCUCGGUGGGCUACCGUUGGCUUUAGAACAAGCGUGUGCCUAUAUCGUUUCCCUUGGUUGCACCUUAUCUGAAUAUUUGGAAGCCUACAAAAAACAGUCCCUAAGACUUCUCGACAAGGAGAAAGCAAGCUCUCCACACGGAACUUCCCCAGAACGAUUGGCAGUUCGUACCACGUGGCAUCUCAACUUUGAACAUAUCAAAAAAGAUGCAAACGGGAUCGUCGCCACUCGUUUUUUGAAUGCUUCGGCGUUUUUGGAUCGCAAUGAAAUUCAAAAAGACCUCAUUAACGUUGGCAAACCCCGUGUUGACGACAAAGCAUAUUGUGAUCACGUGAGCUCUGCUUUAGGUCCUCUCGAAGUCCUGAAACUCUUGACUGACUUUUCCUUUUUUAAGAAAACUCGCGACUCUUCCCUCACUGUUCAUCGUUUAGUCCAAGAGGUCAUUCGAGAAAGUCUGACGUCGGAGAGGAAAGUUGAAAGCAUUGUUGACGCAGCCCGUCUAUUACGUUUUGCCUUCUCACAAUGCCCGUCUCCUGAUAUAAUUUCAGAAAGUGUUGCAACUGAAUAUGGUGAUCGACCAUCCCUCUAUCAAAAUGAAUCUUCUAAUUUUUAUAAGUGGCAUAAGUUGUGUUUACAUGCCCAUGAAAUUAGAAGGAAUCUUGAACGUCUUUUGGAAGUCGUCAGCGAUGUUACCGGAAAAACUGUCUUUCUACCAGAGAUAGCGAGGAUUGUUUACGAAUGUGCUUUGCACUUGAAUGUCAAUAAUUUGAGCAGUCAGGCAAAAAUUGUCGGAGAUUUUGCUCAUCGUAUUCUUGACUGGGGUCGCGGAGAGAUUUUAGGUAAAAGCAUUCCUUGUGCUCUGUUGUCCUCAGGAAAUCUUAUGGUCAAGAAUUCUAUUUUCCGAAGUUGUGAAGGUAACGCUUUGGUCGUUCAAGGGAACGCUUGGGUCGAGGAUUCUGAAUUUUCAGCAAGCAAAUCUGUUGGAUUACAAGUUGUUGGUUUUGCAAAUCUUCAGCUUAAGAACAGCAAACUUUACGGAAACCAGUGGGGUUUGGAUGUUAAGUUUGGUACGUGUGAUGUUACCGGAUGUCAAAUAUAUGACAACAUGAAAAUAGGCGUGGGUGUCGGAAAUGGCGGGAAAGUAAAGCUAACACAGAAUGAAAUAUUCCACAAUGAUCGACAUGGAGUUUGUCUCAUUGGAAGAUCAAGGGCAGACAUCGAAAAAAAUGAAAUAUUUCAGAACGGUUUUUAUGGAAUUGCAACGAUGAGUGACGCGUCUUGUUUUGUUUCGAAUAAUAAUAUCUACCAAAAUAAAUGUGGUGGCAUUCAUGCAGUACCUGUAUCACGCCAACAACCGCAGUCAGUUAUUAAAUUUAACAGGAUAUCUGGCAACGAAGGCCCAGGUAUUGACCAAAUGAAGGCAUUCUCCGAUUCUGUGAAUAGUCCGUUUCCCACGUUCUCAAAUGACGAAGUUUUGACAGCAAAAUGUACGGGAAACAUACUUGAAGAAAACAUAAGUGACGGCAUGCCACCACCCUCACAAAAUUUACACGACGUCUGUUGGUUCUGUCGAAAAAAUGUGGAUUUAAAAAAGUGUAUGAAAUGUUUCGUAUCAGGAUACUGCAAUAAAGAAUGCCAAAAAGCCGACUGGGGACAUCAUAAGAAAGAAUGUGCUCGAAUUUUAGAGAAAUACAGCGUUUUAGUGAAAAUUCUACCAUUGUCACUGGGAUUAAAAGGCGAUAAAAGCGUUGUCACCCCGGAAUAUGAAUACAAGGCACCUUUCGCGUGGUUGGAACAAAGUGGCCCGGAAUACGAAAAAGCACCAACGUUUGGUAAACGUUUUAUCGUUAAGGUGCAAGCCUGCGAUGUUUGGAGAAAAUCGAAUUACGGAGGUGCUAUGCUCGCUAUAGAAGAUCGUAGCCAAACCAUUAACGGUGAUCUUGAUAUGAACGACGAACAAUGCCUUGGAAUUUAUAAUCUUCUUCGCUUGGAGGUGAAGAUUUCAGAACAUAUUGCUAAUACUGGCCGGGAGGUUCAACUUGUUGAUUCCCAAACAAGUUUAAAAUAUGUUUGA
Dendronephthya gigantea is the source of this 7284-nucleotide messenger RNA. RefSeq lists its product as uncharacterized. The transcript has 10 exons. The record is from RefSeq and is a predicted model, not a curated record. NCBI's taxonomy places the organism in Eukaryota, Metazoa, Cnidaria, Anthozoa, Malacalcyonacea, Nephtheidae. The coding region runs from base 79 to 7284 and encodes 2401 amino acids. Gene Ontology annotation, molecular function: protein binding; ADP binding.